CAUCCUUGAAGUUCAACAAUCAAAUAUGGCAAACCAAUUAUCACCACCCUUUGGCACUCCCAUCAUCGCACAUCAGUACUGUGCUCCAGGUCCACAUCCUGUUGAUCUGAUAAUCACAAAGGAGAGGAGUAGAGCAGAUAAUUUCACUGUGACAGACACCAAUGGCAACAUAGUUUUCACUGUUAAGAGCAAUCUCGUAAGCAUUGUAAAACCCCGCAAACACAGUUUCUUGUUUGACUCUCAUGGAAACCCCAUUGUUCAUCUUCGCAGAUCGAUUCAGAAUAAUGUUUGGAAAGCAUUCAGAGGUCAAAGUGAAGAAUCUAGGGAUCUGAUAUUUACAAGACACAAUUCCUCACUUUUUCAGCUAAGGUUGAAAUUCGACGUGUUCUUGGCAAAUAAUGUCACUGAUGUUUGUGACUUCAAAAUCAAAUCAAGUUGGUCUGGACGCUGGGAUGUUUACAUAGGCGAUUCCAACAUACUUGUUGCCCAGAUAAAUACAAAGCUUGGCACUAUGUUUAGCAGAGAGAAGUACAUGGUGUCCGUGUUUCCAAACAUCGAUCAUGCAUUCAUUGUGGCUCUAAUUUUAACUCUUCAACUUUGAUGAGUUACCACAUGAUUGAAUCAUACUCGAAUAUCUCAAUUUCUUUUUGAAUUUUUUUAAUUGUUUUGACAUUUUGUAAAUUCUUUAUUAUAUGAAAGUUCUAUUAUUAAAUGAGUGGCAUCUUAUGCAUAGUUCAAUUUCAAUUAUAAAUUAUCAGAUGAUGAGAAAGAAGAAGGAACUUUAAACUUCAACUUAUUCUAUGUUUAUGUUGAAAAGUCAAAAAGUGUGGCUGAAAUCCUGCAAGAAAUGGAGCAAAGUAUGGCCAUAGGACAUGGAGCAAAACAUGGGGAAAGUUGCGGAAAGUAAGUGGCUGCAAUUUUUAUUCAAAAGGCCUUUGGAAUAGUGCCCAUCCUUCAAGUAUAAAAGGGGCAUUUUGCAGCAUGCAUUUGAAUCAUCACAUAACACAACACUUCAAAGCAUUCUCGGCAGAGUUUGCAAAUUAUCACCAGCGAGAGGUAGAAAAACUAAGAGAGAAUUAGUUUAGUUUCUGGGUGUAAUUGGGUUGUGGGUUUUAAGUGACUGUGAGAGAGUUUUGUAAGCAUCAGUGUACUUUUAUUAUCUCCUAUUAAAAGAUCUGCAGUAGUCUGGAGAC
Messenger RNA from Vigna angularis (adzuki bean), 1193 nucleotides. RefSeq names its product protein LURP-one-related 15. Bases 26 to 601 code for a protein of 191 amino acids. The record is from RefSeq and is a predicted model, not a curated record. Lineage: Eukaryota; Viridiplantae; Streptophyta; Magnoliopsida; Fabales; Fabaceae. The transcript has 4 exons.